This is a messenger RNA of Dinoponera quadriceps, 2220 nucleotides long. RefSeq lists its product as uncharacterized. The transcript has 9 exons. The record is from RefSeq and is a predicted model, not a curated record. Bases 221 to 2131 code for a protein of 636 amino acids. Gene Ontology annotation, molecular function: nucleic acid binding. Lineage: Eukaryota; Metazoa; Arthropoda; Insecta; Hymenoptera; Formicidae.
CGCCUCGAACUGCCAGCGUGGAAAGAUCGAUUUCCUAGCGGCGUGUACGGAGAGAGAGAGAGAGAGGGAGCGAGCGUUCGCGGCCGAGUGUUUACCGGGAUCACGUUGUGGACUCGGUCCCCCCCUGUGUGAGCGAUGACUCGCCAGUGACGACGGUACGCCGGAGAUAGAUCUCCUCGCCGAGAGCACGUCCCCACCGGGAUCACCCGCGGGAGCGAGGAUGCUGCGUGCGGUCUUCGCCGUCCUGCUGCCACGGUUCCUCGCACUGUCGCCGUUGCUGCUCCAUUCAGGCAUCGUCGCCCUACGCAUGACGUCCCUGCAGAUACCGGAGCACGUCGUGCUGAAUGAGACGGUGCGCAUGCAGUGCAACUUCAACCUGGACAAAGAGCUAUUGUACUCGGUGAAGUGGUACAAGGACGGCCACGAAUUUUAUCGCUAUGUGCCGAGAGACGCGCCCACGGUGCUGACAUUCCCGGUGCCCGGUGCGAACGUGAACACGCACGAUUCCACCGAGAGUUCGGUCGUCCUGAACAACGUGAAUCUCACGAGCUCGGGGAGAUAUCGAUGCGAGGUAUCGGCCGAGGCUCCCGCCUUUCAGACCGUCUCUGAUCACGCGGACAUGAUUGUGGUCGUUCUACCUAACGAAGGACCGCAGAUAACCGGUGGCCGUUCCAAGUAUCAGGUGGGCGAUGUCGUUCGCAUGGACUGCACGUCGGCACCUUCUAAACCAGCUGCGCUGUUGUCCUGGUUCAUCAACGACGAGCCGGCCGACACGGACUACCUGAUAGGACCCAACGUUAUCGCAGUCGACGAGAACUGUUUGGAGACCGCGGUGCUCGGUCUGGAGUUCCGCGUUGCGAACAAGCACUUCAGGCGGGGCGACAUGAAACUAAAGUGCUUGGCCACAAUAGCCACGGUCUAUCUGCAGAGCAACGAGGAGAGCGUGGAGGGCGACGAGAGCGUUCUGAAGACGCCCGUGAUGGAGAGCCGCGAGACCCGGGCGCAGAGUCACACUCGCGAGGACCUGGCGAACGGAUCCGCAGAAGCCGCAGUCCAACGGACGACCCGCCUCGUCGUCGUCGCCGCCGUCGUCCUGAUCACAACGAUCGCGCGACGUUUAGAAAGUUGUUCCGAGAGCAAAAAAUUUUUGGAUAAAAAUCAAGCGAAAAACAUGGAGCCCAUGUCUUUGGGAUCACCGAUAGGCAGUCCUAUACAAAUCCCUGGUAGUCCAGGAAGCUCCUCGGCGUAUUUGCCAAGUUUCCUCUUGGGUGAUACUAAUACCCCUACGAAGAUCAUGACACCUCAGGAUAAUCCUCGACACUUGAAUAUCACCAGUGCUAGUCUAAUAUCGCCGAUUUCAUAUGGAACUCCAGAUUACCGGUCCAAUCGUCAGAAGGCAGUAUUUGGAAACACUACAUCUCCCAGUACACCACAGAUGAAUACAAAGAAUCAUACUGGAGGACCCCCAACUCGUGGACUGUUCGAUGUUCUCGAAACUUCUCAACUGUCUUCUUCGUAUACAUCAACUAUGAAUUCCAACGUCACGUCCACGCAAGCCAAUCAAUCAAAGCUCAUGAUGAACACUAUAUGCAGUCCUAUACUUUUCCCAGACAGUCCAGUAACUUCAAACACAAGUGAAUCCCAGGGUCUGCUGCAGUGGGUGACUGUCUUUGGUUUUCUGCCAACCGAUAUUAACGCUGUGCUGUCUCACAUCUCCAGCAGAGUUCGGAUAGUGGAUAAACACCCACCUCCACAACCACAGAGUAAUUGGGUGCAUCUGAAGUGCGCGUCGGAGCAAGAAGCACAAAGAGCUCUCACGUGCAACGGCAGCAUCGUUUCGGGCUCGAUCAUGAUUGGUGUGAUACCGUGCACGGACGAAGGUGUUGUUAUGAGCUCGGACAAAGAGAAUCGCGCUAAGCUGAACGGCAGCAUAAGGUCGUUCUCGUCGGUUGCGAAGGGUAGUCAGUCUCCGAAUUUCAACGUGUCGCCCGGCAGACGACGAAAGCUGAGGUCUUUGGCAGCGGGUUACAAUCAACAUUUUAGCCCGCAAACAGCGCAAUCGCCAGAGAACGUGCCACAAAAGUCGGCCGGUUUAGUAUCGAAAGCAAUGGAAUAUAUGUUCGGCUGGUAAUCUGAUUAUACCGAAUCUUACAUCUUUCGCAAAACUUAAAAAAUUGUAUAAGAAAAGAAAAUACGAAAAAUGAUCAAUGUGAUUUUUAA